CAGAUGGUGUUCAGGUCCUCUGCAGCUCCUUCACACAGGUUUUCUCUCCACAGCUCCAUGAGAGGUUACAGAGGUUCAACACCCAGAAACCAGCACCAGUCCAGGAGCACGCUGAACAUCUGGCACAUCAGGUAAUGAAGGAAUUGCAUGCUUUAGAGGCCAGACCAGAGAUUAAGGAGCUGAUGCACGUGUUAUCUAAACCACACGUGCAGGACCUUCUCUCAGUGCACGACAGCGUGGCCCAGAACGAUUACGAGCCCAGACUUCCAUUGCUGGCGGCUGACGAUGAUGAAGAUGAAGAAGACUCGGUCAGGAUUAUUCAGAUGAUGAAAAGCAAAGAACCUCUGGGAGCCACGGUUAAACGGGACAAGUCGACCGGUGCGCUCGUCGUAGCUCGGGUUAUGAGAGGAGGAGCUGCAGACAGAGUCGGUCUUAUCCAUGAAGGUGAUGAGCUCAGGGAGGUCAAUGGAGUCCUGAUGCAAGACAAGAAACCUGAGGAGAUCAUCCCCAUCCUGGCGCAGUCGGACCGGGCCGUAACCUUCAAAGUGAUCCCAGGCACCAAAGGCCAGCUGGAACCCGACAACACUGAGGUCUUCGUCAGGGCGAUGUUUGACUACCAUCCGGAAAAGGACUCUGCCAUUCCGUGUAAGGAAGCAGGGUUGGAGUUCUGGAGGGGGGACGUGCUGCAGAUUCUCAGCCAGGAGGAUGAUACUUGGUGGCAGGCGAGCCGAGUCGCUGAUGCUAACCCUCGAGCUGGACUCAUCCCGUCCCGGCAGCUUCAGGAGAGGAGAGUGGUGUUACGGAGACCAGAGGCACUGUUUCAGACGUCCAGAGCACUGACAACAAACUCUGGUGAGCUCAUCGAUGCAGAUUACGUGGCCAUACACGGAAUACACAUGGCCGGGUUGAGGAGAAGCUUCCGGUUGAGUAAGAAGGACCACAGGAGACAAGAAAUGCAAGCGAAAUGGAAGAAGAGCGAAGUCGAUGGAGAGAACCACAUUUCCAGCUACCAGGAGGUGGUGCCUUAUGUCAGACAGCCUGGAGAACCGUACCGCCUCGUGCUGCUGGUUGACACAACCCGGGAGCGCAGGAGACGGGAGCGAGACGGAGUGGACUACCAUUUCAUCUCCAAACACGCUUUUGAAUCCGAUAUCCUCCACCACAAGUUUAUCGAGUACGGAGAACAUGGUGGGAAAUACUACGGAACCAGCCUGGAUUCGGUCCGCAAGGUUCUAGCGGAGAGCAAGGUGUGCUUGCUGGAUGUGGAGCCCGAUGCUGUAAAGUUGUUGUACACAACAGAAUUCAAACCGUAUGUUACGUUCAUCAAGCCCCCAGCCAUUGAACAGCUGAGACUCAGCCGGAGAAAAGCGAGAAUUCUGGCCAGCUGUGACGAAGCCAAGCCGACGAGGACGUUUAUGGAGGCAGACUUUGAGGAGAUGAUUAACACGGCGCAGGAUAUGGAGGAUAAAUACGGCUACUUGUUCGAGAAGAUCAUCAUCAAUGACGAUCUGGCCACAGUGUUCACCGCACUGAGAGCUGAACUAAAGAAGCUUGAGAAGGAAAGCAACUGGAUUCCCAAAAUUUGGCCUUAAGUACCAUGAAGAGGCAUGUUGAGUCCUGAAGAGUCGACGUUAGAUAUUGAAAAAGAACACAAGUUUUCUAGCAUUUGUUGCUAAUUAGCUAGUAAUUUGAGACGGUUAUUAUGAAUGCUGAUGUAAAAUUGGGAAAUCUUAUACAAUAUCUUAUUUAUAGUAAAUAAUAAAAUAAUCACCUGGAACAUGGUGUCAGGAGGCGGAGUCACUGGGAUCGACCUGCAGUUCAUUCUUUUUCCUGAAGUAUUUUGUUGCUCUUAUAACACAGCGGCUUGGUUCAAUGAUCACAAUGUUUAUUUAAUAACAAAAAUAUGUAUUGUUUUUUAUCCAUUUCUAGUUACAUUUAGUGCUGUGGAAAGUCCUGAAGAGUUUCCUGUGGUGGAAAACGUACAGUUUUUACCUCAGACUUUAACACUGGAGACUCCUUCAA
Molecule: messenger RNA, 2022 nt
Organism: Hemibagrus wyckioides
Lineage: Eukaryota; Metazoa; Chordata; Actinopteri; Siluriformes; Bagridae
Gene: mpp7b
Product: MAGUK p55 scaffold protein 7b
Exons: 14
Coding region: 135-1592 (485 amino acids)
Biological process (GO): protein localization to adherens junction
Cellular component (GO): cell-cell junction; plasma membrane
Molecular function (GO): protein binding
Source: RefSeq, a predicted model, not a curated record